CGUGGUUGAGUCGACACAGCAAAGAUGCAGCGAGAAAAAACAAAUAACUCAGGCGGGGCGGAAAAGCCUGACCGGGAGGCUGCCAUCAUGUCCAAGUACUACGAUGGAGUUGAAUUUCCUUUUUGCGACGAAUUCUCCAAAUAUGAAAAACUGGCAAAAAUAGGACAAGGAACCUUUGGGGAAGUGUUCAAAGCCAAACACAGACAAACUGGAAAGAAGGUUGCCCUGAAGAAGGUUUUAAUGGAAAAUGAAAAAGAAGGGUUUCCAAUCACUGCGCUCAGAGAAAUAAAGAUCCUACAGCUGCUCAAACACGAGAAUGUGGUAAACUUGAUUGAGAUCUGCAGAACCAAAGCAACUCAGUAUAAUCGCUACAAAGGCAGCAUCUACCUGGUUUUUGACUUUUGUGAGCACGACCUGGCCGGGCUGCUGAGCAACACCAAUGUAAAGUUCACCCUGUCAGAGAUCAAGAAGGUCAUGCAAAUGUUGCUCAAUGGAUUGUACUACAUCCACAGAAACAAGAUCCUUCACAGAGACAUGAAGGCAGCCAACGUGCUCAUCACCAGAGACGGCGUACUCAAGCUAGCUGACUUUGGUUUGGCUCGAGCUUUUAGCCUGGCCAAAAACAGCCAGGGAAACCGCUACACCAACCGCGUGGUCACAUUGUGGUACAGACCUCCCGAGCUGCUGCUUGGUGAGCGAGAUUACGGCCCCCCUAUCGACUUGUGGGGUGCGGGUUGCAUCAUGGCAGAAAUGUGGACAAGAAGUCCCAUCAUGCAAGGAAACACAGAGCAGCACCAGCUAACUCUCAUUAGUCAGCUUUGUGGCUCCAUCACUGCUGAGGUGUGGCCAGGCGUGGACAAAAAAUAUGAGCUGUACCAGAAAAUGGAGUUGCCCAAAGGCCAAAAGAGGAAAGUGAAGGAUCGUCUCAAAGCUUACGUCAAAGACGCCUAUGCUCUGGACCUUAUUGACAAGCUGUUGGUCCUGGACCCCGCCCAGCGCACAGAUAGUGAUGACGCCCUUAACCAUGACUUCUUCUGGUCUGACCCGAUGCCGUCGGACCUGAAGACUAUGUUGUCCACACACAACACAUCCAUGUUUGAAUAUCUGGCCCCUCCGAGGCGGAGAAGUCACAUGCCCCAACAGCAGCCCAACAACCAGAACAGAAACCCCGCCACCACCAGUCAGACUGAGUUUGAUAGAGUCUUUUGAGAAACAGACAUUUUCUAUAAAUAAGUACACCACUGAUUUAUACACUGUUUUAUAUUCUUAUCUAAUGAUCUGUUUGUGGGUGAAAAGAGAGACUUCAACUGACAGUAGCCAUGCCAAGAGGUUUAAUAUUUAGCUUUAAAUGUAUAAAUUUUGCUUCUCAUUGAUUUUUGAUUGUCUCACGUGUCUGCUCAUAGCCAUGAAAAAUGUGGGAUAAACCUAUUCCAAAUUUUACACAUGGGCAACUGUGACACUCCCAAAAUCCAAAACAAAAACAUUGUUCCUUCUUAAUUUGAAUAAAAGCAAAACCCAAGCCACCAAAAUCCUGAAAUAUGUUUGUAUGAUAAGACCCCCAAACCCCUAUCGCUUUUGUGCAAUGUUCUUCAACUGAAUUUUAAGACAUAUUCGAAAUAUGACGGAAUAUCGAGGUUUCCGCUGGGCAUUAAAAAGCAUUUAAAGUCAUUAAAUGGAUUUUGCGAAAAUUAAGACCUUAAAUGGCAAUAAAAAGGAUUAAAUAAAAUGUCCAGAGGCAUUAAAUAAAUGUAUUAGAAUAGGACUAGGCCAAUAGUCAAUACGUUAAUCAAUCAAACGAUAAACGAAAAUUAACUUAACGAGUCGGUCAUUUGUAAAUUGCUACAUCUGUCUCUGUUUCUUUUCUUUAGCUUUCAAACUGGAUACAAGAGGUCUUGUAAGCAAGGCCUGAAAGCGUGAAAAGUGCUGCCUCUACGGACACAAAAUCAAACGGCUUUGUUAUUCUCUUGUCAAUGUAGGCUUGUAGUCCUAGGAGCUUUUUGCAAAUUCCUCUCAGUAACGUUUUUUAAAGCAAAACAUAUAACAAGGAAUCCACUGGCUAUCUUAUGUUACCAUUACUGGUUUAACAGAACAACGUUUGACAAUUGUUUAUAUUUUUCACAUUUACAAAGUUUAUGAAAUAACACUUUUUACCGUUCCGAAUAAAAUUAUUGUUGUUUACGGCUGUCAAUCACCCAGUCUCGUCAAAACGUACGCGCAAGGAGCGCAUGCACACAUACAAAAGCAGUCCCAAGCGAAGCAACAGACAAUUUGCAGUCAUGUUGUUAAGACAGA
This is a messenger RNA of Entelurus aequoreus (snake pipefish), 2292 nucleotides long. It is a transcript of the gene cdk9, whose product is annotated as cyclin-dependent kinase 9 (CDC2-related kinase). Bases 25 to 1209 code for a protein of 394 amino acids. Gene Ontology annotation, cellular component: nucleus. NCBI's taxonomy places the organism in Eukaryota, Metazoa, Chordata, Actinopteri, Syngnathiformes, Syngnathidae. Gene Ontology annotation, molecular function: ATP binding; cyclin-dependent protein serine/threonine kinase activity. Gene Ontology annotation, biological process: protein phosphorylation. The record is from RefSeq and is a predicted model, not a curated record. The transcript is spliced from 8 exons.